AUGAGUAGUGGUGAUGAUGAGAGACUAAUCAGAAAUGAGGCCUUGGCAUAUUGCAGUGCACUACGGUACGUGUUUCGAGAUAAGACAGAAAAGUAUGAAGCCUUUUUGGAAAUUACCAAGGGUUUCAAGGCUCGAAGAGUUGAUGUAGAAGGUGUGAUAGCGAGAAUGAAGGAGUUGUUGAAAGGGCACAAUGAUCUACUUUUGCGAUUUAACACUUUCUUGCCAAGUGAAUAUCAAAUUACACUUUCCUUGGACGACGAUCUACCUCCCAGAAAGAGAGGCAGAACGAUGCACAUUAAAUCCGAGGAAGAAGAAGAACUUGAUAGGAGUUUGACAGAGACUGAUCGAAAUCAGAGGCAUGGUGCGAAGGAAAAGAACCAUGGAGACUAUGAUCGUGACAGUACUAAUGAAGAGCAUUUAUCUAAGAAGCGAAAAUCUCCUUGGAGGGAUGAAGAAUCUGAUGAUGACUCUGAUACAACUUUUGGCAUGCACCCUGAUUCAAGUUCUUUGAAAAAAAUGAAGAGGUCAUGGGAAGUUGGUAGCACAAGUUCACAACUCAAAAAACCUCUUGUUUCAGUCUCUUCUAGAGAAUUCACGGGGCGACCACAGAUGAGAAGUGGUCGGGGUCAGAAAAUAACCAUGUCUGAUGCCAUGUCAUAUCUCAAGGCAGUAAAGGUAGCACUUCGAGAUAAGAAAGAAAAGUAUAUUGAAUUUAUGGAAGUUAUGAAGGAUGUCAAGGAUGAAAGAAUUGAUAUAACAUGCCUCAUAGCAAAACUGAAGGAGCUGUUUAAAGGGAACAAAGAUCUAAUUUUACGAUUUAACAAAUUCUUGUCAAAGGAAUAUAAAAUUACACUUUCAUGGGAGGAUGAACAACUUUCCCAGCACACGUACUCUAAUUCAUCGGCAUCUGUAUUUGAGGAUCCAAGUUCUUUGAAAGGUAUCUAUAAUCGGUUGUUAGAUUACCUUAAAGAAGUCAACAAGAAAUUACAAAAUCCUGAGGAUUUCCAGAAGUUUUUGAAAUACCUACAUAUCUACAGCAUGGAAAUCAUUAAUAGACAAGAACUGCAAUUAUUGGUGAGCAAUUUACUGGAAAAAUAUGCAGAUCUAAUAGAGGGAUUUGCUGAAUUUUUGGCUCAACAUGAGAAGAGUGAAGGAUUGCUUGCUGUUGUCUUGAAUGAAAGGCAUGAACCAGAAUCAUUGAAGGUAGAGGACAGAGAUCCAGAUCCUCAGGGGAUGACAAGAUGA
Molecule: messenger RNA, 1245 nt
Organism: Sphenostylis stenocarpa
Lineage: Eukaryota; Viridiplantae; Streptophyta; Magnoliopsida; Fabales; Fabaceae
Source: the annotation of a GenBank genome assembly